This is a messenger RNA of Miscanthus lutarioriparius, 1044 nucleotides long. The record is from the annotation of a GenBank genome assembly. Lineage: Eukaryota; Viridiplantae; Streptophyta; Magnoliopsida; Poales; Poaceae.
AUGUCCGGCAUCACCACCGCACCCCACGUCGUGGAGGACUUCCUCGGCGUCGUCCAGCUCCUCAGCGACGGGUCCGUCGUCCGCGCAGACAAAUCCGUCCUCACUCCACCGGGAGUGACAUUCCCCGGCGUCCCGGGCGUUCAGUGGAGGCAAGUCGUGUACGACCCGGCGCGCGGCCUCAGGGUCCGCCUGUACACGUCGCCGGAGGCCGCGCCCAAAGGCGGCAGGCGGCUCCCGGUGCUCGUGUGCUUCCACGGAGGCGGCUAUUGCAUCGGUGCUUACGACCAACCCGGGUUCCACGCUUUCUGCCAGCACGUCGCCGCCGAGGUCCCCGCCAUCGUGCUCUCCGUUCAGUACCGCCUCGCUCCCGAGCACCGUCUCCCCGCUGCCAUCGAGGACGCCGCGACGUUCUUCUCCUGGCUGCGCGCGCAGGCCGCACCGGCACCGGGCGCGGCCGCCGACCCGUGGCUUGCCGAAUCGGCCGACUUCUCCAGGACGUUCGUGUCCGGCGUGUCGGCCGGUGCCAACCUGGCUCACCACGUCGUGGUCCGAAUCGCCUCCGGGCAGAUCGUGCCUGGCCCGGUGCGCGUCGCCGGAUACGUCCUCUUCUCCGCGUUCUUUGGCAGCGACGAGCGCGUGGCGUCGGAGUCCCAUCCCCCGGCCGGCGUGUCCGUGACGGUGGAGUCGCUCGACAUAGCCUGGCGCAUGGCGCUGCCGUUGGGAGCCACCAGGGACCACCCGCUGGCGAACCCGUUCGGCCCCGACAGCCCAAGCCUGGAGCCGUUGCCGUUGCCGCUGCCGCCGGCGCUCGUCGUGGCGCCCGGGCGCGACGUGCUGUAUGACCAUAUGCUUCGCUACGCCGCCAGGCUCAAGGAGAUGGGGAAGGCCGUGGAGCUCGCCGAGUUCGCUGGGGAGCGACAUGGCUUCUCUGUCGGACAGUGGAGCGAGGCGACAGAGGAGUUGAUGCGAAUCCUGAAGCAGUUCAUAAACCACGGCGCCGCCACCGCCGUGCUCAAGAGAGGUCAUAGGCUGGUUACUUGGUAG